CUAAAAACACAAAUCGUACUCGAAGUGUACAAAAACCCUUGAAACUCGCUCCCACAGGCAUAGAGACUGUCAUCCAGAUCAAUAGAUUGCACUGAAUAGCGAGCACCAUAUUUUUUGGGGUUUUCUCUACACGACCAACAGACUUUAGGGGCAACACUGUUAAUUUCCAAACAAAGAAGUGGAACAUAUGCAGAAUAUGGAAUAAUUAUUAUACGUUAUAAAAUACCGAAGUUGGCAAGAAAGUCGUUGUGAUUUGUGAGCUUCAGGACAUGGCGUCACGAGUGUUAUCAUGUGCAACAGCACCCAUGGUGUCACGAGUGUUAUCUGAUUCUAGCAGGAUGACUUGUUACUCUUCACUACAACUACUACUGUCUUCAACUUCAACAGUAACAGUAACUAAGCUAAGGCUUCGAAAUGGAUCGAUAAAGUGCAAGGCUCUUGGAGAGAGCUCUCAGACUUUUUAUCAGGGAAUCUACGGCCCUUGGACCGUUGAUUCCUCCGACGUUCGAGAGGUUAUUUUAUACAGAUCGGGAUUGGUGACUGCUGCUGCAUCGUUUGUUGUUGCUGCAUCAUCUGCUUUUUUACCUGAAAACUCUUUGUUAAGUGAUAUAAUUAAGCAAAAUCUUGAUCUAUUUUAUACAAUUGGAGCUGGUGGGUUGGGCUUGUCAUUAUUUUUGAUCCACAUCUAUGUUACUGAGAUUAAGCGCACUCUUCAAGCACUAUGGGCACUCGGUGUUGUUGGAUCUUUGGCAACCUACACAAGCCUCGCUCAACCAGCUGGUGACAACUUAAUACAAUAUGUUAUCGAUAACCCAUUAGCCGUCUGGUUUAUUGGUCCUCUCUUUGCAUCACUGACAGGACUUGUCUUCAAAGAAGGCCUUUGUUAUGGAAAGCUGGAAGCUGGAGUCCUCACAUUCAUCAUACCUACAUUUCUUCUUGGGCACCUGACCGGUUUGAUGGAUGAUGGAGUAAAGCUUACUCUGCUGGGUUCAUGGAUGGCCCUUUUUGUGAUAUUUUCCGGAAGGAAGUUUACUCAGCCAAUUAAGGAUGAUAUUGGUGACAAAUCUGUUUUCAUGUUCAAUUCUCUUCCGGAAGAUGAGAAGAAGGCAUUGCUAGAGAAACUUGAGCAAAACAAAUUCGAUCAGAAUCUUGAGUAGGAAGAGAUCUGAGCCAAAAAUUGCACCUUAAUUUUUAGACAAGAAGUUGCAUGAAAUGGAUUGAAGAGUGAUUUUAAGGUAGGUAAUUUUAAGUAAUUUCUGUGGUUGUAGCAUGUAAUAUUCUUUUACUAACUAUGAAUAAAUUGGGGAUAAGGCUGUCCACCAAUCACCUCUCUCAUACCCCACAAAAAUGGGAGCUUUGUGCAUUGGGUAUGACCUUAUAUGCUAUAGAGCUUUUCAAUUA
Molecule: messenger RNA, 1401 nt
Organism: Quercus robur (English oak)
Lineage: Eukaryota; Viridiplantae; Streptophyta; Magnoliopsida; Fagales; Fagaceae
Exons: 5
Coding region: 270-1157 (295 amino acids)
Cellular component (GO): chloroplast
Source: RefSeq, a predicted model, not a curated record